Solea senegalensis (Senegalese sole) is the source of this 1333-nucleotide messenger RNA. RefSeq names its product prothymosin alpha. The record is from RefSeq and is a predicted model, not a curated record. The coding region runs from base 145 to 522 and encodes 125 amino acids. Lineage: Eukaryota; Metazoa; Chordata; Actinopteri; Pleuronectiformes; Soleidae. The transcript has 5 exons.
AAGCUGAGUCGAGCAGACAUCAUUCCUCUCUCAGCGUCUUCACACCGUACACUCGAAGACAAGGAGCUAAGAAAAUAAAUAACACAUCAUAACCACAAACGGGAUUAUAAUUAUUCUAAUUAAUCAAAGAAAUUAAAAGCAACAAUGGCCGAUACAGCUGUGGACAAGACCGCUACCGCUGAAGUUACAGCCAAGGAGCUGAAAGAGAAGAAAGAAGUAGAAGUGGAGAAGAAGGAGAAAAAGGAGGAGACGAAGGAGGAGACGAAGACAGACAAGCCGGACGCACCUGCCAAUGGCACAAAUGGUGCUGAUCACAGUGACAAAGUGGAAGAGCCUGCAGAGGAGGAGGAACACAAGAAUGGAGAUGGUGAUGCAGAGGAGGCGCCCCCUGCUGAGGAGACUGAUGCACAGCCAGAGAAGCGUGCAGCAGAGGAAGAGGAGGAGGAGGAAAAGGUGGAUGUAAAGAAACAGAAGACGGAGGAAAAUGGAGAUUCGAAAGAGGCAGAAGUGGUGGAGGCCUAGCUCUCCGCUCGACUUGUUUGCAGCACUGUCUUAACCAGCCUGGUCACCAUCGUGUUGUAGAGCUUGUGCUUUCUGAAUCUUGAUCUGCGAGAGAUUUCUUUUUUUGUUUGCUCCCAUGUUAUCACAUUGCACUGGAGUCCUGAAACAUAGUGGCCCUGCAUCCUUUUUUAUGAAAUGUUAUUUAUUGGUCUUUAAAAUGAGCUUUUUUUCUACUUGUACAAAUUGGGCCACACCAUGAGAUCAGUUUUUUUUUUCAAGGUUUUAUAUCAGUAUGUUAGAAGCACAACCUCUAUGUCAGUGCUGACCAGAUGAUUCAUAAAUACAGGCAGCUGCUCACCUCCUCCAAGGCUCAUGUUGACCUCUCAGAUUCACUUAAAGGACCAAAGAUAAGUUUUAAGCAGGGGCUAAUGGACAGUUGUUUGCAUUAUUAGUUGAGGCCUAAUGUUUUUGAGUUGAGCUGCUAGUUAAUCCUUGGCUUGGCUGCCCCAUUAGCAUAACAGAUGGUGCAAAUGAAUAAAGGGGUCUUGCUCCUCCAUGAUAAGGCAGCUCGACAGUUCUAUGGAAGCAGGAUUUUUGAAAUGUUUAUUAACCCCUCUUAAACCUUAAUGCUUUGGUCAUUUGUUCUGUAUGCAUUCCACGCAAGUUUGUACCAUUUAUUCUUUGUUUUUCAUGUUUUCAAUGAGUUAUGUUAUGGCUGGGUAACCCAGUUUUUCUGUCCAAGAUGACCUUUUUCAGACCCAGAAUGACAUCCGGUUACUUCAGCCACUGCUUUGUAUAUUCUGAUAAACAAAUAAAUUGUCUUUUUACUUAA